CACAGCGAGUAGCAGAGUCUGCAUGCAACUUUCCUGGAGGCUAAGAUGGCAAUGCCUGCCAAGAUUUCUCCAGUAUCAUCACAGAUAUCGCAACCAUCCCAUUUCAAUGAUGCCUCAGCAAGCAAUGAACCCAUGGAAUAUACACAGGGAGUUGACAUCAACAAGUUAAGAGACAGGUUAAUCUCAGUGGCUCCAAAACAGAUGACACCAAACCCAGAAGCACUGAUCUUUAUGCAUGAUACAAAGGCACGAGAGAAAACAAGAAAGAGACAGCAACCUAUAAAGCUGGAACCUUUGCCUGUAUUAAAAGUUUAUCAGGAUCAUCAUCAACCUGAAUACAUCUAUCAAAAGAAUCGAGAGGAGUUGAUAAGUCGUGGAGUGCUUUUCCGUUCUCCUUCAGCAGGAAAAGAACAAAGAGCUGUAUCUGUGGAACCUUGUUCACCCCAUCUACGACUGCCUGCCCUUCCAGAUGACCUGGUUGAAAAACAGUUACAGUUGGAUUACAGUAGGACAAUAUCUCCUAUACCACCCAAAAAGCCACGCACAACCACAAGGACAAGCUCGCAUCGGAAGAUAUCUUCUCCACCAUCAUGGACUUUUAAUACAGCAGAAGAUGUUAUCAAGGCUAAUAUUAAAGAUCCUUUGCACAUCAUCAAAAUAUUACUGGAAAAUAAGAAAAUUGGAUUUCUGUACAUGACUCCCGCAGUUCCUAAAUCAUCAAUCGAAUAUGAUCAUUAUAAUUUGAGAAUUGUUCAGUAUCAACAUAUCAACAAAAAUGACUAUUACACUAUAAGUGAAAGAGGAGUCACCAAUAUGUGUGAUGGAGAAGUCGUAUUCUUGGACCUUGAGCGAUGGAAGCAGGAAUACCUUUACCACAAGGCUUUAAAGCAAAUACCUACUUUUGCUCUAUUCCGUAAGUGGAAAAGCUUCACCGUAUGGAGGAAGAAUGUCCGUGCAAAGAAAAUUAAUGAAUGUCGUCGAGCUCUGCAGGAGAACUUAUUCAUUGUUAAUGGGUUUUUGAGUCCUGCUCUGCUUAACAUUCAAGAAAUGUGUUACCGCAUCAGUGAUAUGGGUCUGUGCCGCAUUGAAAAAGGAUACACUUACACUUUAGGAGAAUUCACAGAAAAUCAGUUCAAGCAAAUGAAAGAGGUAGCAAACCGUCUAACUGAAUUCCGUGAACUGGCUAAGGAGGUCAUUAGGAGUGCAUGCAGAACAGCUUUGCUUGAAGCUGGAUUUACACCAGAUGACUACAUAUACGAUUCCGACGGCAUAGGUAUCAGAACAAAUUCACCUCCUCAUAUUGAUGUAGACAUUUUUGGAGAAGAAUCUGAAAAAAUGACUUACACAGAACAGGCUAACAAGAGGUCUCACUGCAGAAGACUGACAUGUUUUAUCCGUUUAACUGAUUACCUCAUUGUGAACACCAUGCAUGUCCUGGCAGUCAAUUCUGUUACCUCGUUAUUGACCCAUCUAGUGGAUAAAGUGAAGGUAACACCUCCUAUUGCUGUAAUACAGACCUGGAACACACAGCAACAACAACAACAACAACAACAAGAAAAAACAGACAAAAAGGCAACUGGGAUACCCCCGCUUCUUGCUGCUGCUCCUUCAGGUGGUGCUGUUGACGAAGAACAGUCUCCAAUGUUUUUGACAGAGAUUAUUAUUGAUACACAAUCACUUUGGUUUGAGCCAGGCAUGGAUGAUUUUCAGGAUUCUGUUGCAGAAGUAGUUACUCAAUUUCAAGAAACUGUGCUGUCGUUGGCCAAUCUAGUGCCAGAUUCAUUUUUUGAUGCUUUUACACAGCCUACCAUAAACAAUAAACUUGAAGAAAAAACAUGUGGAGAUGGCCCAUGCUUAAGUACAAUGUUUGAAGGCGACAAGCAUUUACACUCUUUAGUUUACCAAAUGAGGGAAACAAUACAAUCUGCAUUUGCUGCAGCUGCUGUGUAUGGAGACACUUUUGAAAGAUUUUGUAAAUUUUUCAAGGAAAACGAAAGUCUAGAUUUAGAAGCUCUGAAGAAAGAGGAACACGGAGUUGAAUUUUUCUCAGAUAAUUUGGAAAAAUAUCAUAAAGAACACAAGGAUGCUCUUGCAAUAACAGAAAAAAGAAAUUUAGGAUUGUUACUGAUAGAUGCCAAGAAACUAAAGCAAAAAUUAAUUCCGUCGCCAAAAAGAUGCUUGGAGGCAAUGCAUGAUAUGCUUCCUGGACUUGCCAAGAAGAAAAUGGAUGCCAUUAUAGCAGAAGCUCAAGAUGCACAAUUUAAACUUGAAUUUUCUCCUACUACUACAUUGGAUUAUGUAAAUUCUUUGGUAUUCCUUGAUGAAAUUCAAGAAAGGAUUGAUGUUCUUGAAGAAGAGUCCACUGUUGUAGUCCAGAUGUAUAAGCUUAUUGAAAGCUACAAAGUACCUACACCUCCGGAAGAUUUUGCUGUGUUCGCCACAUUGAAGUCAUCUAUCAUUUCUGUUCGAAAUGCUAUUGACAAGUCAGUAGGAGAGAGAGAUGGCAACAUUGAAAAAUUCUGCCGAUUAUUAGACAAAGAUAUUGUAGAGCUGAAUAAAGAAGUAAAGGAAGUAAAACAGCGGUCAGAGGAUCCUCAGAUACUGGAUAUUAAUGCUGAUAAGACAAAAGUGAAAAAUAUAUUAGCCGACCUGCAGAUAACUCUAAACGAGUUACAAAAAAGUGCCUUUCAGUAUAAAAUGUACCAGAAAAAUUUCAAGGUGGAGGUUACAAAGUUUGAUGCCCUGGAAGAAAUAAGUGCAGAAGUAAAGCUGAAGCAGCUGCUUUGGGAUUCUAUCUCCGAAUGGGAUGUUCUUCAGGAUGAGUGGCUGAAGUGCAAGUUUGAAGCUCUGGAUCCAGAACAACUGAACUCUUUAGUCCUUAAAUAUGCUAAGUUUGUAAAUCAGCUGGAGAAAGGACUCCCACCAAAUAGUGUAGUACCAAAUCUGAAAGAGAAGGUGGAUGCAAUGAAGGGAAAGGUGCCUGUGAUCACUGAUUUAAGAAAUCCAUUUAUGAAACCCAUUCAUUGGGAGUCUCUUCAAAAAACUAUGAACAAAACAUUGACAAAUAUUGAACUGUCCCUGGAGAAACUUAUAGAAAUGAAUGUGUUUGAAUAUACCCAGGAAAUACAGGAUAUAUCUGGACAGGCAUCUGGUGAAGCCUCGUUAGAGGCAAUUCUAAAAAAGGUGGAAGAUGCUUGGAAAGUCGCUGAAUUUGUUACCCUCCGUCAUCGGGAUUCUAAAGAUGUGUUCAUUCUUGGAGGUACAGAUGAUAUCCAGGUUCUGCUUGAUGAUAGUAUCAUAAACAUAUCAACUGUAGCAUCAUCUCGUUACAUUGGGCCUAUCAGACCUCGUGUUGAGGAACUACAAAGGCAACUGUCUUUGUUUAAUCAAACUUUAGAAGAGUGGUUGACUUGCCAAAGAAACUGGCUCUAUUUGGAGAGCAUCUUCAGUGCUCCUGAUAUUCCAAGGCAGCUCCCUGCAGAAGCCAAGAUGUUUUUACAAGUGGACAAAUCUUGGAAAGAGGUCAUGAGGAAAGUAAAUCAGUUACCUGGUGCAUUUCGAGCUGCUACGCAACCAGGUCUUUUGGAGACAUUUCAGAAUAACAAUGCACUCCUGGAUCAAAUUCAGAAAUGCCUGGAAGCUUACUUAGAAUCCAAGAGAGUUGUCUUUCCGAGAUUCUACUUUCUUUCGAAUGACGAGCUUCUUGAAAUACUGGCACAGACACGCAACCCACAAGCUGUCCAGCCUCACCUGAGGAAAUGCUUUGAUGCUGUAUCAAAACUGGAGUUUGCACUAAUGUCAUCAGGGCAGGAAGAACAAGUCUUCAGCAAUGACAUCUUAGCAAUGCUGUCACCAGAGGGAGAAAGGGUUGGCUUGGGCAAAGGUUUGAAGGCGAGAGGGAACGUUGAAGAAUGGCUUGGCAAAGUCGAAGAAGCAAUGUUCACUUCUCUAAGGCGGCUAAGCAAGGCUUCUAUCGCUGACUAUCAAAAUAAAAGCAGAGUAGAAUGGGUAGUCACUGGGUUUCCAUCUCAGGUGAUAUUGACUAUUUCCCAGCUGAUGUGGUGCAGAGAUCUCACACAUUGUCUUGAAGGGGAGAAUGAGGACAACCUGAAGUCUAUGGCGAAUUUUGAAAAAGUGAACUUUGAGAGAUUGAAUGCCUUAGCUGGACUAGUCCGUGGUCAGCUUCCCACCAUUCACAGAAACAUCAUUACUGCACUUAUAACAAUUGAUGUGCAUGCCAGAGAUAUUGUCAGUGACCUUGUAAAGGAAAAGGUUGACAGCAUUGAGAACUUUGAUUGGCAGAGACAACUACGUUAUUAUUGGGAUCUAGACCUAGACAACUGUGUGGCCCGGAUGGCUUUAUCACAGUAUACCUAUGCAUAUGAGUAUCUUGGGGCAUGUCCUCGGCUGGUGAUAACUCCUUUAACCGAUCGAUGCUACCUGUGCCUAAUGGGGGCUUUGCAGUUAGAUCUUGGUGGUGCACCAGCUGGACCUGCAGGAACUGGGAAAACAGAGACAACGAAAGACCUUGCCAAAGCACUUGCCAUCCAGUGUGUGGUGUUUAACUGUUCUGAUGGAUUGGAUUACAAGAUGAUGGGGCGCUUUUUCAGUGGUUUGGCUCAGUCAGGAGCAUGGUGUUGUUUUGAUGAAUUUAACAGAAUUGAUAUUGAAGUUCUUUCAGUUAUUGCACAGCAACUAAUCACCAUAAGAAAUGCCAAAGCUGCAAAGCUCUCCAGGUUUAUGUUUGAGGGGCGUGAAAUUAAACUGGUUAUGACCUGUGCGGCAUUUAUCACAAUGAACCCGGGCUACGCGGGAAGGACUGAAUUACCAGACAACCUCAAGGCCUUGUUCAGACCAUUCUCCAUGAUGGUGCCAAACUACGCUCUGAUUGCAGAAGUGAUUCUGUAUUCAGAAGGUUUUGAAUCCAGUAAAGUCCUAGCCAGGAAGAUGACACAAAUGUAUAAACUGUGCAGUGAGCAGCUCUCACAACAGGAUCACUAUGAUUUUGGCAUGAGAGCUGUGAAAUCUGUCUUAGUCAUGGCUGGGUCACUGAAAAGAGAGAAUCCCAAUUUAAAUGAAGAUGUGGUGCUAAUUCGUGCCUUACGUGAUUCAAAUUUACCGAAGUUCUUAUCAGAUGAUGCAGAGCUAUUCAGUGGCAUCAUAUCUGAUCUUUUCCCAGGUGUUUUAAUCCCUGAACAUGACUAUGGCACUCUGCAGUCAACAAUCAUAGACACAAUGUUAGCGCGAGGCUUGCAGCCAGUGCCCAGUAUGGUUCGUAAUGUUAUACAGUUUUUUGAAACCAUGAUUGUUAGACAUGGAGUCAUGUUGGUUGGACCAACAGGUGGUGGCAAAACAACAGUUUAUCAAAUUCUGGCUGAUGCAAUUACCACUUUAUAUAAGGCAGGUGAAACACACCACUUUUACCAGCUUGUUAAAACAUAUGUGUUAAACCCCAAAUCAAUUACCAUGGGUGAAUUAUACGGAGAAGUAAACAGUCUGACUUUUGAAUGGAAAGAUGGUCUGAUGGCACUGAGUGUCCGUUCAGCAGUUAAUGAUACCUCAAAGGACCAUAAAUGGAUUGUCUGUGAUGGCCCUGUCGAUGCACUGUGGAUUGAAAACAUGAACACUGUGUUGGAUGAUAACAAGAUGCUCUGCUUGGCAAAUAGUGAGAGGAUCAAGUUCACACCACAAAUACACAUGGUGUUUGAGGUGCAAGACUUAAAGGUAGCAUCUCCAGCCACUGUAAGUCGCUGUGGAAUGGUUUACAUUGAUUCAGAAGAACUAAAAUGGAUGCCAUAUGUCAAAACUUGGAUAGCUGGUCUUUCAGACAAUAUCAAUGCUGAAACUAAGCAGUACAUACUGGAUAUGUUUCAACGCCAUGUUGAAGAAGGUCUAAGAUUUGUCUCUAGAAAAUGUACACAAGCCAUCUCUCAAGUGGACAUCAGUAAAGUUACAACCCUGUGCUGUUUAUUAGAAUCACUGCUGCUUGGAAAAGGAGGACCGGACUUAAAAAUGGAUCAAGCAAAAUUAAAUAGCCUCAUCUGUCAGACAUUUGUUUUCUGCUACCUCUGGUCAGUGGGUGGAAAUCUGACAGAAAAUCAUUGGGAUGCCUUUGAUACAUUUAUCAGAAAACAGUUUGAAGACAACCCUGAAGCUAAGCUGCCAACAUCUGGAGACCUGUGGAGCAUGUAUAUAGAUUACAACAGCAAGCGUUUAGAUCCCUGGGAACGAAUAAUUCCUUCUUUCAAGUACAACAAGAACAUUCCAUUUUUCGAAAUGCUUGUUCCUACAGUUGACACUGUACGAUAUGGAUACCUGAUGGAAAAACUGCUUGCGGUGCGGCACUCAGUGCUCUUUACUGGAAUCACUGGAGUUGGCAAGUCUGUAGUAGCUCGAGGAUUACUCAGUAGAAUACAAGAAGAAGCUGGCUAUGUCCCUGUCUACAUAAACUUUUCUGCCCAGACAUCCUCUGCACGGACGCAAGAAAUAAUUGAGUCUAAAUUGGAAAAGAAAAGAAAAACCAUUCUAGGUGCUCCUGGUAAUAAAAGAGUAGUCAUUUUUGUUGAUGACUUGAACAUGCCAAAAUUAGAUCGAUAUGGUUCUCAGCCUCCCAUUGAAUUGCUCCGCCAGUAUCAAGAUUUCAAAGGAUUUUAUGACAGAGAAAAAAUUUUUUGGAAAGAGAUACAGGAUGUAACCAUUGCAGCUGCCUGUGCACCUCCUGGUGGGGGCCGCAAUCUAGUAACUCCACGCUUUAUAAGACACUUCAGCAUGCUGUGCCUGCCAACGCCCUCCGAGCAAAGCCUUAAACAGAUUUUUCAGGCAAUCUUAAAUGGAUUUUUGACAGAUUUUACUCCAGCAGUAAAACAGAGUGCAACAAAUAUAGUGGAAGCUUCAGUGGAAAUUUACAAUAGAAUGAGCAUUGAUCUUCUUCCAACUCCCGCAAAAUCUCAUUAUGUAUUUAAUUUACGGGACCUUUCAAAGUGUGUUCAAGGCAUGCUACAGUGCGAUCCUGGAUCUGUACGAGAUCAAACACAGAUCUUCAGACUGUUUUGCCAUGAGUGCCAGAGAGUUUUUCAUGACCGGCUUAUCAACAAUGAAGACAAACAGUAUUUUCACACAAUGCUGUCUGAAAUGGCCAGUAAACAUUUUGCUGUGCAGAUUGAACCAGAAUACUUCAUAACAAAACCAAUUAUUUUUGGAGAUUUCAUGAAGGUUGGUGCUGAUAAGUCCGAUAGGAUGUAUGAAGAUCUGACUGAUAUGGAAAAGCUUAGAUCGGUGCUGCAAGAUUACCUAGACGAUUACAAUCUGGCCAAUGCUAAAGAUGCAAAGCUGGUAUUUUUCCAGGAUGCAAUUGAACAUGUCUCCAGAAUUGCUCGAAUGAUCCGUCAGGAGAGGGGGAAUGCUCUUUUAGUUGGUGUUGGUGGAACAGGAAAACAGUCUCUGACUAGGCUUGCUACACAGAUGUGUGGCUAUAAAUGUUUCCAGAUUGAACUGAGUCGUGGAUACAAUUAUGACACAUUUCAUGAAGAUCUGCGAAAACUGUACAAAAUGGCCGGAGUAGAAAAUAAGGAUACAGUGUUUCUUUUUACGGACACUCAGAUUGUGGUAGAAGAGUUCCUGGAAGAUAUCAAUAACAUGUUAAAUUCUGGUGAAGUACCUAAUCUGUUUGAGAAGGAUGAACUUGAAUAUGUAUUAGCAGCAACGAGACCAAAGGCCAAGGAAGCAGGGAUUCCUGAAGGAAACCGGGAUGAGGUAUUUCAGUAUUUUAUAAGCCAGGUUCGGCAGAGAUUACACAUUGUGCUUUGCAUGAGUCCAGUUGGAGAUGCCUUUAGAGCACGAUGCCGAAUGUUCCCAUCACUAGUGAACUGCUGUACCAUUGACUGGUUUGUGCAGUGGCCGAAAGAAGCUUUGCUGUCCGUAUCACAAACAUUUUUUGCUAAUAUUGACCUUGGCAAGGAGGAGAUGAAGGGCAAGUUUUCUGAAAUGUGUGUGGAGAUUCACAUGAGUGUCACUGAAAUGGCUGAACAAUAUUACGCAGAGCUAAGAAGGCGCUACUACACGACUCCUACCUCGUACUUAGAGCUAAUAAACCUGUAUUUAUCUAUGCUGGGGGAUAAAAGGAAGCAACUGGUUACGGCACGUGACCGUGUGAAGAAUGGACUUACCAAACUCUCUGAGACUAACGUAAUUGUUGACAAGAUGAAGAUAGAGUUGUCGGCUUUAGAGCCAGUCCUCAAACAGAAAUCAGUUGAUGUGGAUGCUUUAAUGGAAAAAUUGUCAGUAGACCAGGAAAAUGCUGACCAAGUGCGCCGCAUUGUUAAAGAAGAUGAGGCAAUUGCUAAAGUAAAAGCAGAGGAGACACAGGCAAUUGCUGAUGAUGCUCAACGAGAUCUUGAUGAGGCUAUGCCAGCUCUUGAUGCAGCCAAUAAGGCUCUGGACUCUCUGGACAAAGCUGACAUUUCAGAAAUUCGAGUGUUCACUAAACCCCCCGACCUUGUAAUGACAGUCAUGGAAGCAAUAAGCAUCUUACUGAAUGCAAAGCCUGACUGGUCAUCAGCAAAACAACUACUUGGAGAUUCAAAUUUCCUCAAACGGCUUUUAGAAUAUGACAAAGAAAAUAUAAAGCCUCAGAUAUUGAUGAAACUACAGAAAUACAUAGCAAAUCCAGAAUUUGUGCCAGAGAAGGUUGAGAAGGUCUCUAAGGCAUGUCGUUCCAUGUGUAUGUGGGUGCGAGCCAUGGACUUGUAUUCAAGAGUGGUAAAAGAUGUGGAACCAAAAAAAAAAAAACUUGCAGCAGCACAGGCUGAACUAGAUGCCACGAUGGCUACACUUCAACAAAAGCAAAAAAAGCUAAAGGACGUAGAGGAACAAAUUAGAGAGCUGCAAGAUCAAUACGACACGAGCCUUGGAGAAAAAGAAAGCCUAGCUAAAACAAUGGCACUCACACAAGCCCGUUUGAACCGUGCUGGGAAAUUAACUUCUGCCUUAGCAGAUGAGCAAAUCCGUUGGCAAGAGAGUAUCGCUAAUUUCGAAGAAGAGAUUUCAAAUGUGAUGGGAAAUGUUUUCAUUGCUGCAGCCUGUGUUGCUUACUUUGGUGCAUUUACAGCCAUUUACAGACAACAGCUGAUAGACUGUUGGAUAAAAAAGUGCCAAAAUUUGCAGAUCCCUAUCAGCCCAAAUUUCAGCUUAAUAAAUAUUUUGGGUGAUGCUUAUGAAAUUCGGCAGUGGAACACAGAUGGAUUGCCACGAGAUCUUGUCUCAACAGAAAAUGGUAUUUUAGUCACUCGUGGGAGAAGAUGGCCUUUGAUGAUUGAUCCCCAAGAUCAGGCAAAUCGUUGGAUAAGAAAUAAAGAAACCAAGAAUGGCUUGAAAGUUAUAAAACUUACCGACGCAGGCUUCCUACGAACACUUGAAAAUGCUAUCAGACUUGGUUUGCCUGUUUUGCUAGAAGAGCUGAAGGAAAGCCUUGAUCCUUCUUUGGAGCCAGUACUUUUGAAGCAGACCUUUGUGUCAGGCGGGAGGACUCUAAUUCGACUUGGUGACUCUGACAUUGAUUAUGAUAAGAAUUUUAGAUUCUACAUGACGACCAAAAUGCCAAAUCCACAUUAUCUUCCUGAGGUGUGCAUUAAAGUUACUGUAAUUAAUUUCACUGUGACCAAAUCUGGCCUGGAGGAUCAACUUCUCAGUGAUGUUGUAAGGAUUGAAAGACCAGAUUUAGAGGAUCAGAGGAACCAGCUUAUUAUAAGAAUAAAUUCGGACAAGAAUCAGUUAAAAGCCAUAGAAGAUAGAAUUUUAAAGCUACUGUUUACGUCGGAAGGAAAUAUCCUAGAUAAUGAAGAACUUAUCAAUACAUUACAAGAAUCAAAGAUUACUUCAAGUGCUAUCAAAAGUAGAUUGAAAGAAGCUGAAACAACAGAAGAAAAGAUAAACACUGCGCGGGAAAAAUAUCGCUCAGUGGCCACCCAGGGAUCUGUCAUAUACUUUGUUAUUGCAAGUCUGUCAGAAAUAGACCCGAUGUACCAGUUUUCACUAAAGUAUUUCAAACAGUUAUUUAACACGACAAUUGAGGCUGCUGAAAAGAGCAAUGAUCUUGACGUCCGCUUGGCAACCCUUCUUAGCCAGACUCUUUACUCUUCUUAUACCAAUGUAUCGCGAGGUCUUUUUGAGCAACACAAGCUCAUCUACAGUUUUAUGCUCUGCAUAGAGAUCAUGCGACAGAACGAAAAAAUCAGUGACUCGGAAUGGAAUUUCUUCCUCAGAGGCGCUGCUGGAUUAGAAAAGGAACACCCACCUAAACCAGAUGUGCCAUGGCUGUCUGACCCUCUAUGGCAUAGUUUUUGUGAUUUAGAAGAGGUACUUCCAUGCUUCAAAGGGAUCAAAAAUGAUAUAUUUUUUUCACCAAUUGCCAUCACUUUAGGAAUUCUUGAAAUUCAAGUAAACCCCAGCACUUGGAAUGGUUAUAAGGAGAAAACAGAAAAAGAAAGUGAAACAUCUCAGGGCCUGUGGAAUGAAAAACUGAAUUUGUUCCAGAAAUUAAUCCUUAUUAAAAGUGUAAAGGAAGAAAAGGUUGUUUUUGCUGUCACUGAAUUUGUGAUUAAGAAUCUAGGAAAGAAAUUCAUAGAGAACCCUCCUAUUGAUCUGCCUACUCUUUACCAAGAUAUGUCUGUUUCAACCCCUUUGGUUUUUAUUCUAAGCACUGGAUCAGAUCCAAUGGGAGCAUUUCAAAGAUUUGCAAGAGAAAGGGGAUACUCUGAACGGGUGCAGUCUAUAUCUCUGGGCCAAGGACAAGGACCGAUUGCUGAAAAGAUGAUAAAGGAUGCAAUGAAGUCUGGAAACUGGAUUUUCCUACAGAACUGUCAUUUAGCAGUAUCCUGGAUGUUACCAAUGGAAGAACUCAUAAAAACUUUUACUGAGCCAAAUGUCACGAUCAAUGAAAACUUUCGUCUGUUUUUAAGUUCUAUGCCAAGCAGAACUUUUCCUGUCACUGUCCUCCAGAACUCUGUAAAGAUUACUAAUGAGCCACCAAAAGGUCUCCGUGCUAAUAUUCGACGCGCAUUUACUGAAAUUACUCCAACCUUCUUUGAAGAACAUCUUCUUGGCAGAAAAUGGAGAAAAGUUAUAUUUGGGAUUUGCUUUUUCCAUGCCAUAGUUCAGGAGAGGAAAAAGUUUGGGCCACUUGGAUGGAACAUUUGCUAUGAAUUUAAUGACAGCGACAGAGAGUGUGCACUCCUGAAUUUGAACUUAUAUUGCCAAGAAGGAAGAAUACCAUGGGAUGCUCUUAUCUACAUUACAGGAGAAAUAACAUAUGGAGGAAGAGUAACUGAUGCAUGGGAUCAGAGAUGUUUGAGAACAAUCCUUAAAAGGUUCUUUUCCCCAGAGACCCUUGAAGAAAAGUAUUGCUAUUCAACAUCAGGAAUAUAUUUCAGUCCGGAUGCUGACAAUCUGCAGUAUUACAAAGACUAUAUUGAAAAUCUGCCCUUGACUGAUGAUCCAGAAAUUUUUGGAAUGCAUGAAAAUGCCAAUUUAGCUUUCCAGCGCAAAGAAACAAGCACCUUAAUCAAUACUAUAUUAGAUGUUCAACCAAGGUCUGCUUCCCGAGGAGCCGGAAAGAGUAACGAUGAAAUUGUGGGAGAUUUGGCAAUCUCUAUUCUGUCAAAGCUACCGGAUAAGCUAGAAAUGGAAGCUGCUUCUGAGGUGCUGUUUGCUAAAGACGCAAAAGGCCGUAUCAAUUCUCUAACCACUGUUCUUGGACAGGAAGUUGACAGAUUUAAUAAGCUCCUCAAAGUGGUAAAAAACUCUCUAGAGACACUUAAUAAAGCCAUAGCAGGUUUUGUGGUAAUGUCCGAGGAAAUGGAGAGAAUUUACAAGAGCUUUCUUAAUAAUCAAGUGCCAUCACUAUGGGCUGAUGCUGCAUAUCCCUCGCUGAAACCCCUGGGAUCCUGGGUAAAAGACCUGGUGUUAAGGACAUCUUUUAUAGAUGCUUGGAUUCGAAUGGGCCAACCAAAGUCUUUUUGGAUUUCCGGUUUCUUUUUCCCUCAAGGUUUUCUAACAGGAACCCUACAGAAUCAUGCUCGAAAAUACAACUUGCCUAUUGAUGAGCUUAGCUUCCACUAUAAUGUUCUCCCUUGUUACCGAGACCAAGCAGCAGUCAUUGAAGCUUUAAAAAACAUCAAAUUUGGAGAAGAAUUAUCUGUAGACUCACAGUUACCCACUCCUGAAGAUGGCGUUUUAGUGCAUGGAAUGUACAUGGAUGCCAUUCGCUGGGAUGAUGAACAUAUGGUUAUAGUGGAUGAAUUGCCAAGACAAAUGAACUCAAUGUUACCCGUAGUGCACUUCGAGCCUCGCCAGAACUACCAACCAAGUCAUACUUUAUAUCAGGCCCCGCUCUAUAAGACAGGAGCUAGGGCAGGAACGCUAUCCACAACAGGCCAUUCUACAAAUUUUGUUGUGACCGUUCUAUUACCAUCCAAAAAAGUCAAUGAUUACUGGAUAUCCAAAGGGUCAGCUCUACUUUGCCAACUAAAUGACUAAUUUUUACAAGAUAGGCUACAAUAUAUAGUCAUAGAAAACCAAUGUUUUAUAUAUUUUGUUGUAGUGCACUUCGGGCCAAAACAUUGCUGUGCACUUAGGGCCAACCUCUUGACAUGGUUGUCUGGAA
This is a messenger RNA of Pelobates fuscus (common spadefoot toad), 12658 nucleotides long. RefSeq names its product dynein axonemal heavy chain 6 (gene DNAH6). The transcript has 77 exons. Gene Ontology annotation, cellular component: dynein complex. Gene Ontology annotation, molecular function: ATP binding; ATP hydrolysis activity; dynein light intermediate chain binding. The coding region runs from base 46 to 12531 and encodes 4161 amino acids. NCBI's taxonomy places the organism in Eukaryota, Metazoa, Chordata, Amphibia, Anura, Pelobatidae. The record is from RefSeq and is a predicted model, not a curated record. Gene Ontology annotation, biological process: microtubule-based movement.